AUGGCGACCGCCGAAAAGACCAAGGAGCAGCAGAAGCAAUUCCAGGUGCCAGACUACGACUCGGAAGAAGAUUACGACAGUGCCGACGAUGUCGAAUACUCUGAUGAGGAAGAAGAAGUUGCCCCCAAGAAGAAACAGCAGCUGCAGCGCCGGCGGCAACAGCCCAAAGAGGCCGAUGAAUACUCCGAUGACGACGAUCAAUAUGAUUCGGAAGAGUUCGACGACGAGGAUGACUACUCUGAUGAAUACUCCGACGAUGACGACGUGGUCCAGGGCAAGUCCAUGCAGCCCUGGUCGCAGGGCUCUUCGGGCGAACGCCCUAGCGGGGGCAUGAACUUUGCUCCGCAGGAGAAGACCGGCGAUGCCUUUGCUGAUCAAGAUGGCAUGAAAUUGAAGCUCGAGUUGAAUCUCGAGAUUGAGGUCGAGCUGAAGGCUCGCAUUCACGGUGACCUGACCUUGGCACUCAUGUAA
Molecule: messenger RNA, 471 nt
Organism: Penicillium oxalicum
Lineage: Eukaryota; Fungi; Ascomycota; Eurotiomycetes; Eurotiales; Aspergillaceae
Exons: 1
Coding region: 1-471 (156 amino acids)
Source: RefSeq, a predicted model, not a curated record